Molecule: messenger RNA, 765 nt
Organism: Rhizophagus irregularis DAOM 181602=DAOM 197198
Lineage: Eukaryota; Fungi; Glomeromycota; Glomeromycetes; Glomerales; Glomeraceae
Source: RefSeq, a predicted model, not a curated record
CUUGUAUUACAAUUGAUCAACUAAUUUAUUUACAUAUUGUAUUACACGGUGAUUAUUUGUCAUACAUCUACUCCGAUAUUUCUAAGCCACUGAUGAUAUUUUUCUUAGUUUUUUUGGUUCAAAAAAAAUUUAACAAAAGUUAACCUUUAUUUCAAAGAAUAUGAGUGAAAGUCAACAAAGAGAGGUAUGUUACUUGAGGUGUGUCAUUAAAUCGGGAAAACUUGAGAUUGAAUGGUCUAUUAUCACACCAUUCACCUGAUACUGGAUUGGGCUCUUUGAAAACAAAAACACAGAAAAUAGGAAUUGGCUCAAUGGUCAUUAGUUUUAUGUUGGAAAUCAUAGUAAUCACACAACUCUACUCGAUGGAUGAUAUGCUUAUAAUGGUAGCCAUUAGAUCGGAACAGUUUCUGGGUAAAAUCAAAUACAUAUGAAUCAUAUGAAGUAUUUAAAUAAAACUCAUACACAAAUGUACUUAAUCCUGAUUUCACAAAUUUUAAUAAGACUCAUGUACACUAUCAUAUCAUUACAACAUUUAUUUAAAAGACAUAAGAUCGAUUGGGGAUUCAAUACAGAUGACAACUAGAACAGAUUGCAGAGAGGAGACUCUUCGAAGUUGAUCCUGAAUCAUAUCAAUGUCUCAUAAUUUACCAUGGUGGAGAAAAGGAUUAUUUCUUAUGGUCUGGAUGGAAGUUGAGCAACUGUCAACAUCAGCAUGUAACACACCACCAUGUAAAUUAAAAGCAACCAUACUUAUUGUAUUUGAAG